CCAUUCCGCUUGGGCGCGCCAAGCUUCCGUUCGUUCGCCCGCGAGGAGCGCCUGAUCUGAUGUCAUCGCAUCAAUCCCCAAUUUCCCGACGUGGUGUGGGGCGGCUACACAGCACCGGAUCUCCAACGAAAGCACUAGAUUUGUCAUGGGUUCCAGAUGGGAUGGACCGCAACACGGCUUGUAGAUUUGCCAUCCGCAUCCCUAGCUAUCAGGAGCAUGGUACACAUGUGAUUCAUGCCACCUGCAAUAAGAACUGGGUUCGUGAUAAGGAUACAAUUUCAUGGAUGGAUUUCUAUGCUAACUUAGAUGCUGAGAUAAAGCGAAGCAGUGCCCAAACUUUAUCGGUGAGCUUUUAGGACAAGGUUGCAUGUGAGUACAGCGACAUUGAUUCUGAUUCCUCAUUGCUUGCUGCAAUUGACAUGUAUUGGGACAUUAGAAGGCUUCAUGUGGUAGUUUCAGUCAUUAACCAGCCCAAUUAUAAUAGCAAUUUAUAUAGUGAAGUUGAUGUUGUUGAUAUGAAAUCAAAUCAGCUUUUAAUAUGCAGCACUGAAAUCAAAUCAGAUCUAGUUGACAGUGCACCUGAUCUUGUUACUAAUGAGACUAAUGAUCCUGAUUCUCAUACCAAUGAUCCUUGGGGUGAAAAUGAUGAAAUAGAGUACGUUGGAGUAGAUGAUGAGCCUGUUGAGCGUGCUGAACCUGCUUCUAAGAUUAGCUUUGAUUACAUUCCUGACACUGAUGAAGAAGAUAAUGAUGACUGUGCUAUUGAUGAUGAGGAAAGUUGUGAUGUGGUUGAGCAUAUAACUGACUUAGAAAACCCCAAGAUUGAUGUUAGGGUGACAUUUGAAGAUAGAGACACUUUCAUGAGAGCUAUUAGACAGUAUGCUAUUCUGAAUGAGGUUGAAAUUGUAGCUCGUUAUAAUGAAGCAAGGAGGUAUAGAGGAUAUUGUAAAGCCAAGAAGUGCAAGUGGAGAAUACAUGUAUCACAACUGCAGGAUGAAAGGACACGACAGAUUAAGAAGAUGCCUAACAAGCAUUAUUGUAAGAGCACAAGUAAAGUUGUCAUACUGGAUUGUCUACAAUGGCAGGGGGUUAGCACUUGAUGAGAUCUUGGGCAAAUGUGAGGAUAGUUUUGACUAUGCUUUUACAUUCAAGGCAGAGAUAGAGAGAAAGGCCCCUGACAGCAUAGUAGAGAUAGAUUGUGAAAAGGUUAGGUCCAAGAUGAGAUUUAGUAAGAUGUUUGUUGCUUUGAAGCCAUGUAUUGAUGGAUUCAAAAAUGGGUGCAGACCAUAUUUGGUCAUUGACUCCACUGCUCUUACUGGAAGGUGGAAGGGGCAGCUAGCUGCAACUAUAGGCAUUGAUGGACAUAACUGGAUGUUUCCCGUGGCAUAUGGUGUAUUUGGAUCAGAGACACAAGAUAAUUGGGGCUGGUUCAUGAACAAGCUUGCAAUGGCAAUUGG
Molecule: messenger RNA, 1457 nt
Organism: Panicum virgatum (switchgrass)
Lineage: Eukaryota; Viridiplantae; Streptophyta; Magnoliopsida; Poales; Poaceae
Exons: 2
Coding region: 420-1100 (226 amino acids)
Source: RefSeq, a predicted model, not a curated record